Eupeodes corollae is the source of this 3588-nucleotide messenger RNA. Its product is annotated as serine/threonine-protein kinase meng-po. Gene Ontology annotation, biological process: peptidyl-serine phosphorylation; peptidyl-threonine phosphorylation. The record is from RefSeq and is a predicted model, not a curated record. The transcript is spliced from 7 exons. NCBI's taxonomy places the organism in Eukaryota, Metazoa, Arthropoda, Insecta, Diptera, Syrphidae. Gene Ontology annotation, molecular function: protein serine/threonine kinase activity; ATP binding. The coding region runs from base 1261 to 3381 and encodes 706 amino acids.
UUGCAAUUGAUUCUCUCGCCGAACGUUUUGAAAUAAGCAAAAUUUCCAACACUCGCGCGCAACGCAUUAAGUCGCAUUAUAAAAAUAGAAAAAAAUUCCUCUGGUGCUGGUGAUCUCGAAAAAGUGUUUUUUUUCCUUCCGUUGCUCUCAAAUAAAAUUCCAAAAUCAAUUGUUGUUCCACAUUUUUUUUAAAUAUUUCAAAAAUUCAAAAAUUUGUCUAAGAGUCCAAAGUGAUUUAUGUAAGAAUUUUCUUUCACUUUUUAUUUGUUGCUGAAAAUUGCAGCAUUAUAUACGAAAUAUUUACUGCACUGAUGCUAAAUACCUACAAAAUUUCGGUCGGAUGAAAAUCUUUGAAUGGAAGUGAUUUUUCAUUUUUCAAAAAACGAAAAAAAAAAAUAAGAAAAAGUUUGUGUUAUAAAUAGAUCCUCACAAUAGAGUGUUUAAAAGUGUCUAACGUAUUUUAGACCUGCUGCACGCGAGAGUGACGGCUUUUACUAAGAAAAAACAAAACACAUCAAUCUUUAUUUGUUUAUAAUAAUUUGGCAAAAAACGCUCUUCUGAUGGAUUGAUAAAUAAUUGUUUCAUUAAAAACCAUUAAAUGUAUAUUUUGUAUUAUGCUUUCUGUUUCCUAAAAAUAGUUCGGGCCUGUUUCUAGAAAAAUUAAAAAGAAAAAAAAACAUAAAGCCGAACACACACUUUGUGAAUGUGAUUCGGAGUGGCAUUGCAAAAAUGGUUAACAGUGUCGUGGGGCGUGCUUACGCGAGUUAUUUCGAAUGCAAAUCUUUUGUUUUAUGCCCCGUCGUUGUCGUGGUCGUCGAAGCGGUGAAGUGCGAGAGAUGAUGAUGCACAUGAAAUAAAUUCAAUAUUCAAAGAACAAUUUCAUUGUUUAACUCAUUCGGAAUAUAAAACAACAAAAACUUCUCUAUACAUAAAUAUAUAAAUUUAUAAAUCGAAUAAAGAGCACACAGAAAAACUAUUAAUAAAUUCGCGGUAAAAGUUUGUUGACUCAUGCGAGUGUGUAUUUCCCGGUGCUGUGUCUAGACAAGCCACACAAAGUUCUGUUUAAUAAAACAAAAUACACAAAUUGCAAUUUAAGUUUUAUAACAUAAAUCAAAAUUUGUAUAACAUUUAAAAUUACAAGAAUUAAAAAGUUAAAAGUAUAUUUUUCGACCGUGACAGGACUCGAACCUGCAAUCUUCGGAUCCGAAGUCCGACGCCUUAUCCAUUAGGCCACACGGUCACAUGUAAAUUUGCCGCAACAUGUCUGUUAUGAAGAAGCCGCGUGGGAGUAUUCAUAAGAUACGAGAAUUCGAAUUGGAAAAGAUCCAUUUAGUUGAUGAGUUCGACAUUCUGCAAAUUGUCGGUGAGGGAUGGUUUGGCAAGAUACUUCUGGUGGAGCAUCGGGCCUCCCAAACUGAGAUGGUCCUCAAAGCUGUACCAAAGCCAUACGUAUCGCUGCGGGACUUUUAUCGUGAAUUCCAUUACGGACUGCAUUUAGGCAUCCAUAGAAAUAUUGUGACGACAUACGAUGUGGCAUUCGAAACGGCUGGAUUCUAUGUAUUCACUCAGGAAUAUGCUCCUUUGGGUGACUUAACAUCUAACGUUACGGAUACUGGCAUUGGAGAGCUUCAUAGCAAGCGAGUGGCAAAGCAAAUUGCAUGCGCUCUAGAUUAUAUGCACACAAAAGACAUAGUUCAUCGGGACGUUAAACUGGACAACGUUCUCAUUUACCGCUCUGAUUUUUCCCGAGUCAAGCUUUGCGAUUUUGGAGAAUCAUAUCAAACCGAUACGGUAGUGGAGAGGCGAAAUGAAUGGCUGCCUUACAGUCCUCCGGAAGUAUUACAAAUCAAGCCCGAAGGCACUUACAAGGCCGAUCCAAGUCACGAUGUGUGGCAAUUUGGAAUUGUAAUUUUUGUUUGUCUCACUGGUUGCCUGCCUUGGCAGAAGGCAGCUAGCGAUGACCCUCGCUAUGUUCGAUACCUAACAUGGCAGGGUACAAUGAUGCUUCCCAUUCGGCGAACGCCAAAGUUAUUCAAGCUUCUUGCAUCGAAAUCUUCGAGAAUGUUUCGCAGAUUCUUGGAACCUAGACCCGAACGAAGGCCAAAGAAUUUAGCAGAUUUGGCUAAGUUCAUAGAUGACCGGUGGCUUGCCAAGACAGCAGAAAAAGAAAUGGCUGAAUACGAGACUGAUGAACUGUGUCCAUCAAUGUACUCGUUCCACAGCAGUCCCGACGAAAAACAUCGAUUGCUUCAUACCCUGGUGGCAUGUGGCAUCGAGUCGAACGUCGACAGAACAGCAAAGAAGAAUCGUAUCAAAGAUUGGAUCGAGUCCUCGAUCAUAACUGAAGAAGAUGAAAAUGAAGAAGAAACUGAUGCAUCCGCAUCUCCAUCCUCGUCUGUGUCUAGAGGGCCAGUGGCAGGUCACAUCUCUUCAAUUCGCACGGUUGAGCCGGCCAAAAAGGAAAUUAAGACAACUCUAAAAGACGCCAAUCAGAAACACUUUGAUCCCCGCACUGGAGCUCUCCAGCAAGGACCAAGUUCCAUGGGCACUGUCAUCCAAUCCAGUCCCUCCCCUACCGGCAUGAAUUCCUUAAACACUUCAACUGACAGCCUCAAAGGGAGUAUUCUUACAUUGGGCAGUCGCAAUGAACUCUUAUCGAGUGACUUUCAUCUCUAUGCAUCCGAGACGAAUAUGAACGCGCUAGGUGAGCAGCCUAUGCAUCAUAUGGUUAGUCCGCAAAAUGGCAUGUCACAUUCGCUUAGUAUUAACCAAUUGAGCUCUGAUGACGCUCUUACACGCAUUAAUAAUAAUUUUGCCAGCGGCACAUCGACCGUAGUGAAGAAGAAUCUUCUCCAACGGAACCGAUACGAUUCGGCUAAGCUAGCGCUAGCCAAUUCUAAGUUAUACGCUUCUUCGUCAGCUCUUGACACAACUAAUCAUUUAUUAAAUGGGCCAUCAUCUUAUUAUGAUAAUGGUGCAGUGCAUCAUCAUCAUCAGCCCAAUGCUAAUGGUAAUAAUGUAUCUUUUAUGGGGCUUGCUAAUGCUUUUCAAUCGCUUGCUACAAUGCCAACAACUUCUGAUCAGGCGACUAUGACGUCACCAUUUGUUUCAUUUCAUUCGCGGCAAUCUUCUGAAGUCAAGGACAGCGGCUAUGGGUCAACCACUACUACCAAUGGCGAUGCCCCGAGUACGAAGUGGAUGACACAAAAAGAAGACAUCGCUGUUCCAACUAACAUAGAUAGAAUGCGAGAUAAUAGAACUCCGAUGAAUGGUAAGACACAGAAUCAGAGUAAUCAUCACAUAAGUUCCGGUGGAUUCCAUUCGGGAACAUCAAUGAAAGACACACCUUAUGAUCGCUUUGCUAUUUUAAAGAAGAAAUAGUUAAUGAUCGGGUUGUUUUUGUUUUCUUUUCUUUGGUGGUGAUAUAAAUUUGUUUUUAAUAAAAGAAAAACACACAUUACACAUAAAUAACCUAAAUGUUACUAUUUAAAGAUUAUAAUUAAUAUCUAUUACAAUACAUUUAUAAUCUAUUGCGAUACAUUUUGUACUAUUUAAGCUAAAUAAAGUUAAUGAGAUUUUAGUUUUAAA